Molecule: messenger RNA, 3274 nt
Organism: Bolinopsis microptera
Lineage: Eukaryota; Metazoa; Ctenophora; Tentaculata; Lobata; Bolinopsidae
Product: programmed cell death 6-interacting protein-like
Exons: 22
Coding region: 30-2741 (903 amino acids)
Biological process (GO): multivesicular body sorting pathway; mitotic cytokinesis
Cellular component (GO): endosome
Molecular function (GO): protein binding
Source: RefSeq, a predicted model, not a curated record
UACAAUUAAAUACAUUUAUUGGUGUAGUCAUGUCGGUUGGGGCUAUGACUGGGAUGAUAGCAAUUGACCCUAAGAAAGGGGACCGCGCUAACCUCCAUCGUCCGCUCAUGACAUUUAUCAUGGGAGCUUUCCCGGAACAACAAGAGGAGAUGUCACUAGGAGUUGACGAUGUAAGUAAGAUGAGAGAGAAGAUUCUCGCGGUGGAGAAGUCGGAAAAGGGUGCCGAGCAACUCCUUAGAUAUUACCUUCAAAUGUCUGCCAUGGACUGCAAACUCCCAAUAAACGAGAAUCAGAUACACGUGACCUUCACGUGGUACGAUUCUUUCUACAAGGAUUCUGUGUUUAGCGGCAAACGUGGAAGCGCAGCUAACAGUUUGUAUGAGCGUUCCUGUGUUCUGUUCAACUACGCCGCUGUAAGUUCACAGAUAGCAGCUUCUCAGAACCUUGACACUGACGACGGACUCAAAAUCGCUGCCAAAUACUUCCAGGUAGCGUCAGGAGCGUUUGCACAGCUACGGGACAAGUUGGUCCCCACCAUGCAGAAAGUACCGACACCUGAUCUGAGUCCUGAAGUACUCGCUAGUCUUACAACCCUGAUGCAGGCUCAAGCUCAGGAAUGUAUCUACAUCAAAGCAGUUGCGGAUAAGAUGAAGGAGAAGGUGACUUGCAGACUUGCUGGUUCAGCUGCUGACUUCUACGGAGAUGCGUACAAAGCCAUGUCAAAUGUAAACUUGAAAGGAACUAACUGGGACAAGUGGACGGCUAUCUGCCUUGCUAAACAGAACUACAUGUCAGGACUAUCUGAGUACUACCAGAGUCUGAACGCUAAAGCAAGUAAAGCUAUCGGGGAGGAACUAGCCAGGUUAACAGAGGCGCACAAGCUGCUGGGAGACGCUGUGAAACAGAGUGCUGGAAGCUUCGAAUGCAAGGUUGGAAUAAGGCCUAAGGUCACAGGAAAGGAUAUCCUAUCCAAAGUGGACCGAGCUCAAGCAGCAGCAAAGAAAGAUAACGAAUUUAUUUAUCACGAGCGAGUGCCCAACAUAUCCGACCUGCCGGCUGUAGGACGAGCUCCUGUCGCUAAACCUACCCCUGUAGCAACCGAACUUGAGGGGUGGUCGGACGUGUUCAACAAGCUGGUGCCUCUGAACGUACAACAAGCCGCCACAAUGUACGCCAGCAGAAAAGAUCACCUCAUACACUUGGAGAUUACUAAGCUGAGGGAGGCAACUAAUCAGCUCAACAAUGCAAUGAAUCAAAUGAAUCUGCCAGCUGCAAUAGAGGAUCUCGGUGGUAAAGAAAUUCCUGUUUCUCUUAUCGAAAAGUCCGGUGACGUAAGAACUAAAGGUGGCCUCAUGUCUCUACGACAAUCAUUUGAUGAACUGCCUCAGCUUUUGCAGCGAAACGAGGAAAUUAUUACCGAGACACUGAAAGAGUUGAAUGCCGAAGAAGCUUCCGACAAACAUCUUCGUGGGACGUUUGGUGCAAAAUGGAACCGAACUAAAAGUGAAGACUUGACCAAGAGUUUUAAAGACCAGGGAGAUAAAUAUCAGAGUAUAUUAACGAAUGCCCGUAAUGCUGAUAAGAUUGUUCGAGAAAAGUUCGAGACAAACAUCAGAGCUAUUGACAUUCUGUCGAAGGACGAGAGCACACUGAUUGACAGUAUACCAGUAGGAGGAGCUCAAUCCUUAUCCGGACAGGGGCAGAAGGCAGUAGCGUCCCUCAAAUCGUUUAUGGAUCAGAUCAAGCUUUUGAAAGGAGAGCGGGACGCACUUGAACAGAAGUUUAAAGCUGGUGGUGACACUGAAGAAAUAAUCGAGAAGUUUUCACAGCUGAAUACGGAGUCGAAUCUGUUCAAUGAUGAAGGACUGAGCACGGAACACUUAGAAAAAACAUACGGACCUCAACAGGCAGCAGUGGUGGACAGUGUCAGGCAGCAGGACGAACUCAUCGCAAAGAUUACGUGUGCUAACGACGAGUUCGUACAAUCGAAGACCGGCGCUACUUCAGACCCUAGAUCUGAAAUGAUGAGCGAACUGGCCCAGGGUUAUGAUGCUUUCAUCGAGUUGAUGAGCAAUUUAGCUGAGGGUACCAAAUUCUACAACAACUUGACCAAGAUUCUCACUACUUAUCAGAGUAAUGUCAACGACUUCAUUUUGGCUAGAAACACCGAAAAAGAGGAUCUUAUGAAGAGCUUACAAGGAAGUCUGGCUAACAAAGCUCCACCGACCAGACCAGAUCCUCCUCAAUUCCACCAACAAGCUGCCCAAUCUUCGGCGGCAGCAGCCCCUCCUGCAGCUGCAGCUCCCUCAUCUCCAGUGUACUCCACACCCGCUCCUAGGCCAACUCCUGCUGCACCAGCCCCGCUCCCCCAAGCCACUGCCUCCCCAAUGGGGCAAGCACCCGCCCCCCAAGCACCACCCCUCGCUGCUCAGGGCGCACCCCAACAGUACAACUACGGUGGUACACUGCCAAGCGGAGGUGUAGGUUACCAGCCGUCGUACAACAUGCCGUACGGUAUGCCAGCAUACGGUGGUUACUACACUUACCCUGGACCUGCUGCUGCUGCUUACGGAAACUACCCUCCCGCUGCUCAGUACCCACCUGGGCAAUACCCACCAGGGCAAAACACCCGGCCACAAUACCCACCAGGUCAAAACGCCGGAGCCCAGUACCCACCCGGGCAAUACCCGCCCAGCCAAUACCCUCCCGGGCAGUAUCCGCCUUACACUGGCCCCAAAUAGGAACUCGUGCAUGACUCUAUUCGUUUAACCAGAAUCCUUCGGGCGGACUUGUGUUGCCUCUUGAUCACCAUGUUGGUAGAGUAGUGACUAGUGAACUGCUGAUUUUUAUUUUGAUACGCGUGCAUACUGCAUAAUGCCUUUCUUUUCAAUUUAGCAUUCAUUUGUUGGGAAUUUAGAGAAACCUGGAACAAUUGGGUUGCCGAAUAUAAAUGUUUUUCAACCAUUUAGGACAAUUAAUUAAUUAAUUAAUUAAAGGAUAACCCAGUCUUUAACUUGCAUUCAAUUUGCUCAGUUUUCAUUGCUUUGACAAAUUGUUAUCUUAAUGUACCUUCUAUUCACAGAUAUCUCUUGAUUUGUAUGGUUGUGGAUUCGUAGACAUGAAUUUCUUCUUUCAGCUUUGUGGAUACGACACAUAGUACAAUUUUGUUUAGAUUAUGUUAUAGUUAAUAUAUACUCUUUAAGUAAAAUGUAUUGUACAUUUCUUUUUUGAUUUGAUUUUUAAGAUUAAUUGUGGAUUAGCCCCCUUACCAUAA